Messenger RNA from Dichomitus squalens LYAD-421 SS1, 1812 nucleotides. RefSeq lists its product as uncharacterized. The transcript has 6 exons. Lineage: Eukaryota; Fungi; Basidiomycota; Agaricomycetes; Polyporales; Polyporaceae. The coding region runs from base 63 to 608 and encodes 181 amino acids. The record is from RefSeq and is a predicted model, not a curated record.
GCUUGUGCCGUCUCUUUCAGCUGCCCCCCGACCUUUCCCGUAGCUCAGCUCUGCCGACAGCCAUGGGGGCAUCUCAGUCGUCGCCACAACAGGAUGAAAAGGUGUUCACGCCGGAUACUUCUCUACACUUCUCAGAAGACGUCGUGAACCAGCUCGUUGACCACAAGGAGUCCCCCGAGAUAGCCCAUGAACGCCAACUCACCAUAGACGCUCACAUCCGUGCCCGUAUACAAUCUGAACUGACCCGCCUGCAUCGAGAGGAGGAGCGGGUCCGUGAGGAGAUUGAGCGUGCGCUCGAGAAGGAGAACCUCGAUCGCGAACGCAGCAUGGCUGGCGAAGACAGCGCGGCUGAAGAGGCUGGAUCUGCAGGUUCGGUCAAGAGCAGCGCUGCGCUCAUGGGUGAUCUCGAGGAGCUGCGCCAGAAGGUUGAGAAAUAUCAUGCGCGCCAACAAUCGGAGGAGCUCUCUGCUGUCCGUACGAAGGGAGAGGAAGUCGUCCUGUGUUAUCAGUCAAAUCCUACGACCACUUUAAAUUGUUGGAAGACCGUAGAAGAGUUCAAGGCAUCCGUAGCCCGAGUAGAACAGCACUACGUAAACUCUUUGCGGUAGUACUACAUCGUAGGCAGUAACGUCCACGUAUUCCACACAUUAUUCGUAAGGUGUCAGGCGUACACUAUGCGAGAGCUUCACUACGAUAGAGACGUUUCGUCCGUGGUUCAGUCACGUCAAAACGAGUAAGCGUGACUGGGGUCAUUAUAGGCUCAUUUGCGUCCGUUCACAGUCCGUCGAGGUCAUUCAGAAUCGUCUAUGCGGUCCGUCCUUCCACUUGUCCAACCUAGAAUCACUAUCUGGGCAGCUCGUUUUCUUCGCCGUACGCGAAACCUACCGACUCCCAGGGUAAGUCGUCCAAUUGUGAGUAACCGGACCCAGUGCUGUACUCCGAAAGGCGGUUAUUCGACGCUACUGACGACCUGUAGCGAUUCCAGGGCAUGUAGCCGGCGAGCAGGGAUCUUCGAUUGCCCUCAUUGCCCAAAGCCAUUAAGAGGCUAGACGGGACGCCCGAUUGGCCCUCUUCCAUGGCGCUCUGCGUGGAAUAUACUGAGCCAGAGCUCAGCGUUGAAGCUUGGUGCAUGAGUCCAUGCUGAGUGGGCGGGAGUUGGUCGGAUGCUGCCAGAGGCUCACCCACCGCGCGCGCUCGCUGAGGAUUUCUGCGGGGUAGCGGGGGAGGGUGGCCUGCCUCCGGCCGUGUGGGUGUGCCGUUCAGAUGGGCUAUCGGUGCGGGUGGUCGAGGGGAAGGAUUCGGAGUGGGCUUCUCGGGAUUGGAGGCUUCCUUCUUCAACUCGGUAGUACUCCUUAGUGUCGACUGAUUGGAUACGAAGGUAACUUUGCGUUCGUGUGACCCAUGCAGAGGAAGCGAGGGCCGGUAUUGAGACACCGGAUGCGACAAAGUAGACGCAUUUCGGCGGGUGUUCUCUCGAAUCUCGAGAAAGGCCAGGACUUCCUUGCGCUCUUUCGCAGUCCUCCGUUUGAUGCAUCUACCCCACCAAGUCCAACCAAUCACGGCAACGAGAGCAAGCACAACACCCGCUGCAGUGCCCCCAGCGAUUGCUGCUAUCGGUAUAUCUGAUGUGGCGGCGUUUGAGACGCUGCCGACCGUAGGCAAGGAGGCUGACCCGGCUGAAGUCACCGUAGUGGUGACGAAAGACGGCGAAGCGGGGACUUCGACAGUUGUGAAUACAGGCGUAGGCGCGUGCAGAGACGCCCCGGAUGGGGAGGAGGAGCUCCUGGUCACAUCAGCAGAGGUGGAGGGCAU